Molecule: messenger RNA, 477 nt
Organism: Anisakis simplex (herring worm)
Lineage: Eukaryota; Metazoa; Nematoda; Chromadorea; Rhabditida; Anisakidae
Source: the annotation of a GenBank genome assembly
AUGUUCAUUGGAUUUCCGAAUCAUCAGUUUUUUGCAGUAAUAUUUUAUACGAAAGCGCAUUCGAAGAGUGCUAUAAAGGAGGAGAAAACAGACGAGGAGAAAGAGAAAGGACUGGCCGCAGCGGAUCCGUUUCCCCCGGAGACAUUUCUACCGGUGAAUUUACUGCGUUGGGAGGAUGAUAUAAUAAUUGAUGGUGAACAAGUUCGUUCACAGGUGCUGAAACGAUUAGCAAGUGGUAAAUUACCGGAGUACGGAUGGGUGCCAACACAGCAAACACGAAACUAUGAAUCAUUCUUGGCUGCAUUGAAGAGUAACGCAUUCGAGCAAAUGUUUGCUAAGCCAGGCACAGUUGUACCCACUCGAGCGAUGGCUGACUUAGAUUUCCCGAAGGAGCCAACUAUGGCGCAUUCGAUAUUCCCAAUGGAUAAUUAUGAUCUAAUCAAUACCAGAUGGGAGGACGAUAUUAUUUGGGAUUCG